This is a messenger RNA of Galeopterus variegatus (Sunda flying lemur), 4066 nucleotides long. It is a transcript of the gene ZNF740, whose product is annotated as zinc finger protein 740. The record is from RefSeq and is a predicted model, not a curated record. NCBI's taxonomy places the organism in Eukaryota, Metazoa, Chordata, Mammalia, Dermoptera, Cynocephalidae. The transcript is spliced from 7 exons. Gene Ontology annotation, biological process: regulation of transcription by RNA polymerase II. Bases 452 to 1033 code for a protein of 193 amino acids. Gene Ontology annotation, molecular function: RNA polymerase II cis-regulatory region sequence-specific DNA binding; DNA-binding transcription factor activity, RNA polymerase II-specific. Gene Ontology annotation, cellular component: nucleus.
AAACGGGCUCCGGGUUGGUGUUUGUAAACUUGCCUCGGUCCCGGUGGGGGCAGCGGGGGGAGCGGCGGCCGCAGGGUUGGCACGGUGCGCUGGGGCCUGGAGGAGGCGCCGCGCGGCUGGGGAGACAGAGGGAGGCCGCCCCUGGCAGGUUUCUGAAACAGAUCGUGAGCUUCAUCCAGAGAAUUCAACUGGAAAACCAAGACUGGCAGACUCUUUUUCUGCAGACAGUAGGCAGAAGCCAAGCAGAGGCUAGGGAUUCUUGGAAUCUUAUCUUCCCUUCGGAGGACACUAAGUUCUAUUUGAAGACAAAGUUCAAUAUGGCAGCAGGACUGAAGGGACACGAAGGAGUCAUUACGGUGACUUGGUGACAGUUCUUCAAACGACAGUGUCAUAAGGAAAGGUGGAUCAAGGAACUCCUGAACUUUUGAGUUGCAUUAAGUGAGAAAUCAGCAUGGCUCAGGCAAGUCUCCUGGCUUGUGAAGGCCUAGCAGGUGUGAGUUUGGUUCCCACUGCAGCCAGCAAGAAGAUGAUGCUGAGCCAGAUUGCCAGCAAGCAGGCCGAGAAUGGCGAGCGGGCGGGUAGCCCUGAUGUGCUGAGGUGCUCGAGUCAGGGCCACCGAAAAGACAGUGAUAAGUCCCGGAGCCGCAAAGAUGAUGACAGCUUGGCUGAGGCCUCUCAUUCAAAAAAGACUGUUAAAAAGGUGGUGGUAGUAGAACAAAAUGGUUCUUUUCAAGUAAAGAUUCCCAAAAAUUUUAUUUGUGAACACUGCUAUGGAGCCUUUAGGAGCAGUUACCACCUCAAGAGGCACAUCCUUAUUCACACCGGUGAGAAGCCAUUUGAGUGUGAUAUAUGUGAUAUGCGCUUCAUCCAGAAGUACCAUCUGGAACGCCACAAGCGUGUGCACAGUGGUGAAAAGCCUUACCAGUGUGAACGGUGUCAUCAGUGUUUUUCUCGGACAGAUCGAUUACUCAGACACAAACGGAUGUGCCAAGGGUGCCAGUCCAAGACUUCCGACGGGCAGUUUUCUCUAUAGGCGCAAGGGGCCCUGGGUGGUGGGAGUGAUCAGAAGAAUCUACCGAAGAGCGCACUCCCUCUGGUCUGAUGGUCCCACCACCACCCCGUCUGAACCUGUCCCCCUCCUGGAGGAGUGGACCCAGGAGACCAGAAGAGUGCAUCAGGGGACAGUGGCCCCAGAGCCUUAGCUCUGUAAAUAAUCUGAGACAAUGAGUAUCUCGGGCAAGUUCCUACAGCAUUCCUGGGUAGGGAAGCUAGUCCCUGGACCCAUGGCUGAGGUCAUAGGUGGGGACUCAAGGUACAGGACCAAGACUGAAGUGUGGCUCCCACAACCUUGGACUCCAGCUGGCAGCUGAAAUGGAAAAGAUUGGGGAAAGGGAUUUGUUUGUUCUGUUCUUGUUUUUGUUUUUGUUUAUCCAAAAGCAAUUUCAGCAGGUAAACUGGAUAUAGGUAAUUUGGAGGCAUAGAGUCCUGGUCCAAAGCAAGGACUAUGGCUGGUCCAGCCCUCUCCUAAAAUUUAGAGUUUUUAGUUGCAAUAGAUAUUCAGUGUUCUACAGCCCUGCACCUCACCUCCUAUUUGAGGGAAAGUAGGAUCAGGGAUGGCAGUUGAACUUACUUUCGUCUCCUUAUACACUAGGGACAAAAGGAAAAAUAGUGGGAGGAGCAGACAAGGGCUGGAUCCAAGAAGAGUGGACAAUACCUCUUUCUUCCUCAGUGGAAGAGCAAGAGUUGUACCCACGGGUGUAGUAAUGGCCCAUGCCACAGUGUACCUGAUGGGGUCAGCUCAAGUGCCUUUUGAGGAAACUUGAGAGUGGCCCAUAAAGCCCUUUCCUUCUCUCUUUGGGCAGUUGGUCUUGGAGAUAGUUUUUGGCUACCUCACUGUCAUUGACUCCUUAAAGCCAGACAGAGGUGUUGAGCAGGGAGUCAUGGAUGUCAGAGUUGGGGUUCUCUCUCCUUGUGGCCUCUUAGGAACAACCCAAGACUAAUCCAAAGUUGGCUAACACCUAUUCGGGAAGCAAAGGAAUUUGGAGUCCCCUGGCAUGACAGUUGAGCAGUAGGAACUGUUCUUCCUGCCCAAGUCCUAUCACUGUAUUCAGGUAGAGGAGAUAGGGGUCUGGCCUUUGGUCCCAAUGAACAAGAUCUUGGCUUCCUUCUUGAUGGCCAUCCCUACCCAACAAAGAAUGGAGGGGGGAGAGAUGCUGCAGAGAAGGGACUGAAGAAGAAACCUAAUGUAGGUUCUAUUCUUAACCAUAUUCUUUACUCCUCUCUGCUCCAACAGCAUCACCCUGUCUACCCCCCAAAAAGUGAUCAGAGGAGGUGUGCGUGCGUGUGUGUGUGUGUGUAAGUGUAAUAUGUGAGUGCCCAUGUGAAACAGCAUAUUAUUGAGCCAAACCCUUCUCUGGCCCUCAACUUAGUGGGGAUGAGCGUAAAACAACCUCCUCCUUCCCAAACCUAAAGGGUGCUUGAGUCCCAGCAGGAGCUGAGAAACUCAAUUUUGGGAAUAGGAGGACUUUGUUUUGGCAGAGUUUUUUUUCUUUUAGACUGAUUCAACAGGCUAGUGGUUAGGGUGUUUCUAACCCAAGCCAGGACUUGUGAAAUGAAUUCCUAAGGUGAAAUAAAAACCUUCUUUCUUCAGCUAAAGAAAGGAUCCUUAUGGGGGGUUGUGGGGUUUGAUUAACCCCCACUGUGGCCUGCCCUGACCUGUGGCGGGUGGGGAAGCUGUCUUAGGCAUAAUCACGGAGACUUGGUGAACAUGGGCACCAAGCUGUUAGUGGGGAUCUGAGAUGGCAACCUCCAGGAAGUGUGAUUUCAUUUCUCAGAAAAUGUAGGGAAUAGGCGGCAGUGGCAGCAAACUCCUAGCAGUAACCUGUUCCAGAGGGGAAAAGGGGGAGUAUGGGUCCUCCAUACCUCUGAGGUAUGAGUAUUUCAGGGAAAAGAAAGGAGACAUGGCACCCUUUCCAUUUUCCCUGACAGCAUUUGAGAUCCCUUGCAGGAGACGCUGAGGAAUGUCUACCACCAGGUACUCUUCUAGCUUUAUGCUGACACUCCCACUUGGUGUGGUCCAGAACCUCAACCUCAGUCCUUGGAUUGCCUUGUGGUCCCUGCAAGCAGGGGCAUCUUUCUGCAUGUGAGCCAGACCCUUCCUGUUAGAGGGCUCUGCUGAGGCUGGAAUUUUUUCAUCAUUCACCUCUGGGAAGGAGGAUACAUUUAGAAAACUUUCCUCGCAAAAGUGCUUUUGAAAAUGGGAGGCAUCUCUCCCUGCUUCUUGCAGCUAAUCUGUUUGAGAUGGGGGUGUGUGUGGAGAGAAUUACAUGAGUGACCUAUGUGCCUAUGCGCACAAGUGUAUGUACUAGGUUAGCAUGUGCCCUGGCCCCUCCCAGACCUCUGCUUCCUGCCUGCCGGGGCAAGGAGGGGGAAGGGGGGAACACUUCUGUAUGUAUGAAUGGCCAUACCAGAACCACCCCUGCCAAGGACUGGUUGUGGGGGAAACUCAGGAGCACAUGAUUAGUUCAGUUCUGGGGCAAUGGAUGUGUGAGGAGAGAGGAGCAAAAGGGUGAAAGGAGUGACUUAGCACCCAGAGCGCCCAGGAGCCCCACUUAUACCCCAGGGAAGCCACAGACUAAGACCGCUCCAAAGGCUUCUGGGCCCACUGCUCCACCCAUCCUUUGCUGGGGUGGGGCCUAGCACUGGAAAGAUGCCUCAGGUGUGUUUGAAGUAGGAGAAAUGGAGAUAGGGCAGGCUCUCAGACACCAGGAUGUGGAAUUGGGGGACCUGGGAAAGAGUAGUGCCAGUUCCUUGGUGGGCUGCUGCACCAGGCCCUACCAGCCCUGCCCUUCCCAGCACCUCAUUUCUUUUCCGUCCACCCCCAGCAGCCUCUUGUCAUCACUUAGCUACUGAUUGUGCCCCAUGGCUUGACAUUGGAGGGUUAAAUGAGUGGAGUCCCACUACAAUAUUUAACCCUGUCUCCAGAUGCUCUUUGCCUUUACUCUGGCCCUGGGGCUUUUAUCUUCAACAAUCCCCCUCCUGCCCCUCCUCUCCACCCCCUUUUUUU